Molecule: messenger RNA, 3241 nt
Organism: Anolis carolinensis (green anole)
Lineage: Eukaryota; Metazoa; Chordata; Lepidosauria; Squamata; Anolidae
Gene: tmem161a
Product: transmembrane protein 161A
Source: RefSeq, a predicted model, not a curated record
UCUGAUUGGACAAGAGGGAUUUUUUCCCCCUGCUCCGCCUCCUCGUGCAGCAACCAGACCAAACAUGUCCAUUUCACCUUCUCUUUUUAAUCUGAUUUUUUAAAACUUUCUGCAACUUGAUCUUCGUCGAAAUGGCGGUGAUGGGGGUCCAGCUGGUGGUCUCCCUCCUGGCGGCCAGCGUCAUGCAGAAAAUGGCUCCGCACUGGUCCUUUGCCCGGUGGCUGCUUUGCAACGGAAGUCUGUACAGAUACAAGCACCCCUCCGAAGAGGAGCUCCUCGCCUUGGCGGGCAAGCAGAAGCCAAAGGCCAAGCGGGACCGGCGGCUCAAUGGCGUGACGGAGGAGAAGCCAUCCUCGGUGCCGCGUGACAUCGACCUGCGCCUCGAGAGCAGUCCCAUCACGGCCGUGGACGCUCUGGUCCUGUCCUAUUUCCUGGAGUUCCAGUGGUACGUGGACUUCGCCGCCUACUCCGUCCUGGUGUACCUCUUCACCGAGGGCUACUACUGCUUCGUGGACCCGCGGAAAGAAGCCAACAUCGGGAUCCUGUGGUGCUUGCUGACCGUCUUCUUCUCUGUCAAAACCUUCUUCACGGUGAUGCGGCACUACUUCCGCUCCAAGGAAGGCGGUGAGCGCUCCGUCUGCCUGGCCUUCGCCUUCUUCUUCCUCCUCGUCGCCAUGCUCGUCCUCGUCGUCCGCGAGGACUACCUCGAGUUCGGCCUUGAGGCAGGGUUGGCCGAAGUCAGUGGCCGGAUGGAAGCCUUCCUGCGAGAACAAGGCUGGGAGUGGACGAUCCCAGUGAGCAAGCUGACCUUCAAGCUGGCGCUGGUGGGCGCCUGUUCCUUCCUCGGCGGCUGCUUGACUUUCCCCGGACUGCGACUGGCGCAGACCCACCUGGACGCCCUGAAGAUGACCGCCGACCGCCCGGCGAUCCAGCUCCUCCUCCACGCCAGCUUCCUCGCGCCCGUGAUCGUGGUCUUCAUGUGGGUCAAGCCCGUCUCCCGGGACCUCCUCUUGCGCGCCCCGAUGGGGAAGGAGACCGUCCAGAUUAUGUCUGAUGCCACCUAUGAUACGGUGCGGCUCUGGACCAUUGUGGGGCUGUGCGUCCUGCGCUUAAGCGUCACUCGAACUCACCUCCAGGCCUACCUGAACCUGGCCGAUCGGUGGGUGGAGCAGAUGAAGCGGGAAGCCGGGCGGAUCCCCGUCCUGGAGAUCCAGCGGAAGAUCACCCGAAUCUACUGCUACGUGACGGUGGUCACCUUGCAGUAUUUGGCUCCCAUCAUCCUCACUUUGCACUGCACUUUCAUCCUCAAAACUCUGGGCGGAUACUCCUGGGGGUUGUACCCCGAAGCCGACGUCACCCCCGAACCGGUCUCAACCCCUCGACCCGCUUCCGUGGACGGAUCCGGGACGGACGAGGUCCAGGCCACGGUGGCGCAAAUCACCGGGACGCUCGGCACGUUGGGGUCCGUCCUGACGCCGCUCUUCUACCGCGGACUCUUCUCGUUCUUCGCCUGGUGGGUCUCGGCCUGCCAGGUCGUCGCCACGCUCUUCGGCCUCUACUUCCACCGGCACUUGGCCGCCUCGUAACUCCGCCGAAUCCGGCGGACUCUCCUCUCCGCCGUUACGGACUCUGGGGACUUCGGGAUUGACCCGAAUUUUGAGUCCUGGUCGAGCUUGUCCUCUGCUUCUAUUUCGGGGAAGUUUCUCGAUCCACUUACAUUUUGGCGAGGCUCCGCUUACGGUCCGGAUGUGCAAAACGGCAGGAAUCCGCUCUGUUUUAGUUCCGAAUUUCGGGCGAUCGCCCGUUCCAUUUUCAGAUAUUACGAAGAGGACUCUUCGGAUUCGUGAUUAGGGAAUCCAGAGUUCCGUUUUCGUAAGAAUCUGCUCUUGUUUUCGUUCCAAAUUUCGGGCAAUCCCCCGUUCCAUUUUCCUGAAGAAUCCGGGAUAUUACGAAGAAGACUCUUCGGAUUCAUGAUUCGGGAAUCCGAGUUCCAUUUUCGUAAGAAUCUGCUCUUAUUUUCGUUCCAAAUUUCAGGCAAUCUCCCGUUCCAUUUUCCUGAAGAUUCUGGGAUAUUACGAAUUCGUGAUUCGGGGAUCCUGAGUUCUGUUUUCGUAAGAAUCUGCUCUCGUUUUUGUUCCAAAUUUUGGGCGAUCCACCGUUCCGUUUUCCUGAAGAUUCCGGGAUAUUAUGAAUUCGUGAUUUGGGGAUCCUGAGUUCCGUUUUCGUAAGAAUCUGGUCUUGUUUUCGUUCCAAAUUUCGGGCGAUUCCCCGUUCCGUUUUCAGUAAGAUUCUGGGAUAUUACGAAUUCGUGAUUCAGGGAUCCCGAGUUCCGUUUUCGUAAGAAUCUGCUCUUGUUCUCAUUCCAAAUUUCGGGCGAUUCCCCGUUCCGUUUUCAGUAAGAUUCUGGGAUAUUACGAAGAGGACUCUUCAGAUUCGUGAUUCGGGGAUCCUUCAUUCCGUUUUCGUAAGGAUCUUCCCAAAAACGGGACGGAAUGGAAGAUGUUUUCGGAACGAAAACAGAACGGAUUUCUGCCUUUGUAGAACAAAAACAUUUCCAUUUUUGGGAAGAUUCCCAGAGAUUGGAAAUGGAAGCCGUUCGGGAUUCGUAAUUCGGAGAUCCGGAGUUCCGUUUCCGUACGAAUCUUCCCGAAAACGGGAUGGAGUGAGGGACGGACUCAAAAUUCGGACAGAAAACGGAACGGUAACAGAACGGAUGUCGGCUGUUGCGGAACGAAAACAUUUGUUUUUGGGAAGAUUCCUCGAGAUUGGAAACGGAAAAUUUCGGGAUUCGUAAUUCGGAGAUUUAGAGUUCCGUUUCCGUACGAAUCUUCCCGAAAAUAGAACAGACUCGAAAUUCGGACGGGAAACGGAACCGAUUUUCACUGUUUCGAAACUAAAACAGAUUUUUCGAACACACAUUUUUCGUUUCACAGAUGCGUUCAGCCCAUUUACAUUAUAUCUCCUGGUUUACACGCCCCCAAAAAAGGCAGUCGUGAAAUUGCGCCGUUCCGAUUGGGCACGAUUUCGCGACCGCAUUUUUUUUCACACAUUUUUGUACGAUCUUUCACCGUGAAUCCGUUACGGGGAAAUCCCGGAACCGAACCGUCGCAGAUACCAAAGGCCUCCUCAUUGUACAACGUAUAUAUUUGAUACGUUUUAUGAACUGUACAUAGAAAUACAUUAUUAUGUUGGAUAAGAAAGAAUUGUAUACGAUUUGGUCAAUAAAUUGGUUAGCUGGAGA